Molecule: messenger RNA, 1413 nt
Organism: Grus americana (Whooping crane)
Lineage: Eukaryota; Metazoa; Chordata; Aves; Gruiformes; Gruidae
Gene: MFAP2
Product: microfibril associated protein 2
Exons: 11
Coding region: 374-1114 (246 amino acids)
Biological process (GO): embryonic eye morphogenesis
Cellular component (GO): microfibril
Source: RefSeq, a predicted model, not a curated record
UUUGCUUGGCUGGUUUUUUGGAGGGUGUUCCUGGCCUCAGGGGCUUUGCAAAGUCCGGUUAAUUAUUAACAGGCAGCUCCUGCCCUUAGCUGGAGGUUACCAGCGCCGGGGACAAGGACGAUGCUGGGUUUCAGAGCAGGCAGAAGCUUUGUGGGAGCAGCUAUGUGACAUGUUUGAAGACGGUCGGAUGGUUUUUAUCCGUCCUUCGGAGUGGAAAAACCAGGCUCGAUAGGAGAUGGGAACACCUUUAAAACCCUCUCUGCUUCUCCUCCGCGCCUGAAACCGUAUUUCCUCCUGGUUUUUAGAGCAGCCAGGCCCCCCCCUUCCCGGCUGCAGAAACGCUCGUACCUUGGCACAACCAGUUGCGGGGUCCAUGCGAUGGCAGGCAACAUUUUGGGAGGAGGAAGGGGCCGGCUCAGGUGUGGCAUUAGGACCCAGCGGAGCCCCCAUGUUGGAGAGAGAGAAGAGACCAAGGCGGUGGGCAAGGGCAGAACCAGCACUAACACCCAGAGCGACUCCUCCGGCUGCAUCCCGGCCCGCGCUGCUCCUCGUCGCUGCCGUCAGGAUGAGAGCGGUGGGGCUCUUCUUGCUGUGUCUGCCAGCAGCGCUCCUGGUCCAGGGACAGUACAGCAGGUUUGAAGGCAUCACCUACCCCGAGCCGGUCCAAUAUUCCCAGUACGACCAGCAAUCAGAAAUUCAGGAUUACUACGACUAUCACGAUGUCACCCCCCGUGCCCCCGAGGAGCAGUUUCGGUACCAGUCCCAGCAGCAAUCCCAGCAGGAAAUCGUGCCAGCCCCAACCCCAGCUGCUGCCCCCGAGACCGAGCCCACGGAGCCAGGACCCCUCGACUGCCGGGAGGAGCAAUACCCCUGCACCAGGCUCUACUCCGUGCACAAGCCCUGCAAGCAGUGCCUGAACGAGAUCUGCUUUUACAGCCUCCGCCGGGUUUACGUGAUCAACAAGGAGAUCUGCGUCCGCACCGUGUGCGCCCACGAAGAGCUGCUGCGAGCCGAUCUCUGCCGCGACAAGUUUUCCAAGUGCGGGGUGAUGGCCACCAGCGGGCUCUGCCAAACCGUGGUCGCAUCCUGCGCCCGCAGCUGCGGCGGGUGCUGAGCUCCAGGGGACCCCCCCUUUGCCGGCCGCAUCCCGGGAUGCCAACCCCUUCCCAUCCUCCUCUCUGCCCGUCCCGCUCCGGAUCCUCACCGUGGUGCUAAAGAAACCGUGCAUGAAAGGAAAAAAAAAGUCCAGUUUUUUUUUUUUUUAAAGGUUUUUUUUUGUGCACAUAAUAAUUAAAAAAGGGGAGGGGGUAUUAUUUUUAUUACUUUCCUUAUUAUAUUGUAAAGGGGGAGCGGUGCGAGCCCCCGCCGCCCCGUUUUCUACGUAGAGUAUCCAAGAGAUAAAGCGUAAGGGUC